AUGGAUUACAAUUCUAUUGUUUUUCGAGAAUUCGAUUACGAGUCAAUAAAAAAAAUCGAAAAAUAUCGUCAAGAAAAAGCUGAACGAAUAGUUUCUGAUAAAUUACAACGUCAAAUUGAAGAAGAAGAAAUGAAAGGUACAAAAUAUCCCGUAGCAAUAGUAAAAUCAUCACCCUCAUCAUCAAAUAUAAACAAUGAUCUAUCAAAAAAACCAAAUAAAGAAUUAGCUGUAGGUAAAACAUUACCACGAACAUUACAAACAAAAUUUCCAGCUGAUCUUAUUGGAAAACCUAUUGAAGAAAUUGAUUGGCAUUAUCGAACAGAAUAUGUAUUUGUUGUUGUCAAUCGAAAUAAAACAAUAUUUCGUUUUAGUUCAUCAAAUGCAUUGUUUAUAUUUUCACCAUUUAAUAGAAUAAGACGAAUUGCUAUUAGAAUAUUAACACAUUCAUUAUUUAGUACAUUUGUGAUAUUAACGAUUUUAGCUAAUUGUCUUCUUAUGACACGAAAAAGUGCACCAGAAACAUAUGAGUAUAUGUUCACAAUCAUUUAUACAAUAGAAGCAUUAACAAAAUGUAUUGCCAGAGGUUUUAUAAUAAAAAAAUUUACAUUUUUACGUGAUCCAUGGAAUUGGUUGGACUUUAUUGUUAUAACUCUAGCAUACAUCACUUUUUUCGUCAAUUUGGGAAAUGUUUCUGUUUUGCGUACAUUUCGUGUUUUAAGAGCAUUAAAAACUGUUGCAGUUGUUCCAGGUCUUAAAACAAUUGUUGAUGCUCUUAUACAGUCGCUAAUUUGUUUGCGCGAUGUGGCAGUUUUAUCGAGUUUUAUAUUAUCAAUAUUUGCCUUGAUUGGCUUGCAACUUUAUAUGGGAGUUUUAAGACAGAAGUGUGUACCAUCAAUUGACUAUUUUCGAAAUAACACAAAUUAUACACAGGUCACAUAUGACUGGUAUUUGACUGAAAUUAAUAAGCCAGAACAUUGGUUUCAAGAAGAGGAGGAGUUUGUGUUGUGCGGGAACAGCAGUGGAGGCAGUCCAAACUUUGGCUAUACCAGUUUUGAUUCCUAUGGCUGGGCUAUGCUGAGUUGUUUUAGAUUAAUGACACAAGAUUAUUGGGAAAAUUUAUAUCAGUUAGUAAGUCGAUUCAUGAGAGAAUCUUUUCAGGUAUUAACUGCAGCUGGUCGAUAUCAUUUUUUAUAUUUUGUGGCCGUCAUCUUUUUGGGUGCAUUUUAUUUGGUUAAUUUAAUUUUGGCUAUUGUAGCCAAUUCAUAUCAAGAUCAACAAAAAAAAGUUCGAGAAGAGGCAGAAGAAAAUGAACGACGAAAAGCUGAAGAUGAACGUGUUGAAAGUGAAGCUAUAAAACAAUCUGGAGUAGGAAUUAAUGACAAUGAUAUUGAUUAUGAUGAUCUUAUGUCAAAUAUUGAUAAAAAAUCAUUUUCAAAUCUUUCACAGUCUCGUUUAUCGUUUGAAUUAGAUAGUAUUGAAUCAACAAACAAUACAGUUAAAAAGACCAUGUACAGAGAGACACCGUCGUUUGCCCGCACUGAUAAUGAGUUACAAUGUGGUGAUUAUCAUAGUUUAGUCAAUUCAAAUCAAAAUUAUAGUGGUCCAAGUAGCUACAAAAAUCCAAUGAUUACCAUUUUUCCAUUUGCCGAUGAAACAAAACAAAAUUCUUCAAUCGGAGAAGAUUUAUAUGAUCAUAAUUAUCGACGAGAAAGUACUUAUACAUUAUCCAAACUUCCUGUAAAAGGAUUGUCUUCGAAUAGAUCUGAUGAUCAACAUCGAUACAACGAAUCGAAUAAAACGCUUCGUCGUACUCAUUCACGUUUAAAAUAUACACCAAUGGAUAAUGCUUACAAAGUUUCUAUGGAACAAUCAGUUUAUCGAGUACAGCCAAGUAUUGCCGAUAGUCAUCUUUCAAAAAAUAUUGACGAAUCGGCAAAUGUUUGCAAUCAUCCAUUAAUGAAACUAAUUCGAGGUUAUUGUUGUGACUGGACAUGUACUUGGCCUCUAUUAAAAAAAAUUCAGGCUAUAGUUGCAUUUUUUAUCUUGGAUGCAUUCGUUGAUCUUUUUAUAACAAUUUGCAUUGUAUGUAACACACUUUUCAUGGCACUUGAUCAUCCGACACAAAGUGAUAAAAUGGCAAAAAUAUUAGCAUCAGGAAAUUAUUUUUUCACUGGUGUAUUUACAGCUGAAGCUGUUUUAAAAAUUAUUGCAAUGACACCAGGUCGAUUUUGUAAAGAUGGAUGGAACGUAUUUGAUUUAAUUAUUGUUACAUUAAGUUUAGCCGAAUUAGGUCUAGCCAAUAUAAAAGGUCUUUCUGUGCUUCGAUCAUUUCGUCUGCUUCGAGUUUUUAAAUUGGCCAAAUCGUGGCCAACGUUAAAUCGUCUAAUGGCUAUUAUUGGAAAAACAAUUGGAGCAUUAGGUAAUUUGACAUUUGUAUUAAUUAUUAUUAUAUUCAUAUUUGCUGUUAUGGGUAUGCAACUUUUUGGUCAAAAAUAUAAUGAAAAAUAUGCAUCAGAUAUGCCUCGAUGGAAUUUUACUGAUUUUUUUCACUCAUUUAUGAUUGUUUUUCGUGUUUUGUGUGGAGAAUGGAUUGAAUCUAUGUGGGAUUGUAUGAGAGCUGCUGAUUGGCCAUGCAUCCCAUUUUUUCUGUUAACAAUGGUCAUUGGAAAUCUUGUGGUGCUCAAUCUUUUUCUUGCAUUGUUGUUAUCAUCAUUUGGCUCAAAUGUUUUUAAAGAAAAAGAAGAUGAAGAAAAUAAAAUUGGUGAAGCGAUUGAACGAAUUCAGAGAUGUUUUCGUGCUAUUGGACGUUUAUUUGUUAGAUUUUGUUGUGGAUGUCGACAACGAACGAAAGUUGUUGAAAGCACAACAGUGGAAACAAUUUAUAUUAAUCAAUCAUUAGCUGGUACUAACAAUGGUACUACUUCAACUGUCGGUUCAUUUCUAAUUAACCAUCAUAAUAACGAUACAACGGCUAGCAAUUUUGAAAUAAAAUCAAAUGGUUUAAUAAUUACAAAUGAAUCGGCUUUAGAUGAAAUUGAAAUGGUAUCAAUGAAUAAAUUAGAAGCAAAUCAUAAUUUAUCUAAUAUUCAGUCAGAUAUGCAAUUAUCACUACCACCACCGCCACUACCAACAACAUUUGAUGAAAUAGGACAACAAAAAUUCAUUACAGAACCACCAGCAUGUUUUCCAGCUUCUGUUUCAAAAUAUUUUCUAUGUUGUAAAAAAUAUAUUCAUCCAUCUAUAAGACGGACAUGGAGUAAAUUAAGAAGUAAAGCCCAUCGAUUAGUUGAACAUCGAUUUUUUGAAUGGUUAAUUAUUGGUACAAUUUUAACAAGUAGUACUACAUUGGCUCUUGAAGAUAUUAAUACUCGACAACAGCCAACAUUCUAUCUUAUAUUAACUAUCUUUGAUAAAACAUUUACAUUCAUAUUUACUGCUGAAUUAAUUUUAAAAUGGUUUGCUUAUGGAAUUAAAAAUUAUUUUACAAAUGGUUGGAAUUGGUUAGAUUUUAUCAUUGUUGUAGUAAGUGUUAUUGGUCUCGUUUUUGAUUGGUUGGGUGUUGCUGAUAUUCCCAUUUUCAAAUCAAUGAGAACAUUACGCGCAUUACGUCCAUUAAAAGCGUUAUCUCGAUUUGAAGGCAUUAGAGUGGUGGUUAAUGCACUAAUUGGAGCCAUUCCCUCUAUUUUUAAUGUACUUCUGGUUUGUCUUGUUUUCUGGCUUAUAUUUAGUAUAAUGGGUGUACAACUAUUUGGUGGUAAAUUUUAUAAAUGUGUUUAUAAUGAUACACAUGAUCGCGUUAAUCUAACCGAAAAUGUAUCGAAUAAAACUGAUUGUGCUCGUAAAAAGUUUACAUGGGAAAAUUCAAGAGUUAAUUUUGAUAAUGUUAUUCAAGGUUAUUUAGCUCUAUUACAAGUGGCCACGUUUAAAGGAUGGAUUGAAAUUAUGGCUGAUGCUGCUGAUGCUAAAGAAAUAGAUAUUCAACCUGAAAGUGAAUCAAAUAUUUAUUCAUUACUCUAUUUUGUUUUAUUUAUUAUAUUUGGUUCAUUUUUUACAUUAAAUUUAUUUAUUGGUGUUGUUAUUGAUAAUUUUAAUCAACAAAAAAGAAAAUUAGGUAGUGGUGGUUCAAUCGAAAUGUUUAUGACAGAAGAACAAAAAAAAUAUUAUAAUGCAAUGAAAAAAAUGGGCAAUAAAAAACCGACAAAAGCAUUACCAAGACCACGUUUUGCAGUAGCAAGAUUUUUUUUUGAUUUAACAACCAAUCAAAAAUUUGAUAUAUUUAUAAUGAUAUGUAUAUUUCUCAAUAUGAUUUGUAUGUGUGUUGAACAUCAUAAACAAACAAAAUUAGUAGAAAGUACCUUGGGAUAUAUUAAUAAUUUUUUUGUAGCCGUAUUUACUGCUGAAUGUGUUAUGAAAUUAUUGGCAUUACAUCACAAUUAUUUUACUAUACCAUGGAAUGUUUUUGAUUUUAUCAUUGUUAUUGCAUCAAUUGUCGGACAAGCUUUAGGAGAAAUAAUGGCAAAUUAUUUUGUUAAUCCAACAUUGUUACGUGUGGUGCGUGUUGCACGUGUGGGAAGAGUUUUAAGAUUGGUUAAAGGUGCAAAAGGUAUCCGUACAUUACUGUUUGCAUUAGCCGUUAGUAUGCCAGCAUUAUUCAAUAUUGGCUUAUUAUUAUUUUUGGUUAUGUUUAUUUAUUCAAUAUUUGGAAUGUCAUUUUUCGCUUAUGUAAGAAAAUCAGCAGGCAUUACUGAUCUAUUUAAUUUUGAAACAUUUCCAAAUUCAAUGAUAAUUUUAUUUCAAAUGUGUACAAGUGCUGGAUGGUCGGGUGUAUUGAAAGGAUUAACAAACGAUAAAGCACCGGAUUGUGAUAUUCAUAUGCCAUCACCAUCCCAUCGUGGAGAUUGUGGCAAUAUGGCGGUUGCAAUUCCAUUUCUUGUUUCAUAUUUAAUAAUUAGUUUCUUAGUUGUUGUUAAUAUGUAUAUAGCUGUGAUAUUAGAAAAUUUUAGUCAAGCUCAAGAAGAUGUUCAACAAGACGAUGAUUAUGACAUGUACUAUGAAAAAUGGCAAAAAUUAGAUCCCGUAGGCACUCAAUUUAUACGCUAUGAUCAAUUGUCCGAUUUUGUUGAUCAAUUAGAAGAACCAUUACGUAUACCAAAACCAAAUCAUUUAUUAUUGGUAGCUAUGGAUCUACCAAUAUGUGAAAAUGAUCGCGUUCAUUGUGUCGAUAUUCUCGAUGCAUUAACAAAAAACUUUCUCGGUACAUUAGAUACAAACAGUAGUUCAGGACCGACACCUAUUGACAUUAAAAAAGAUCGUCCAAAAGAUUAUAAUCCAUUGACAACAACGUUCAAACGUCAACGAGAACAAUAUUGUUCUCGAUUAGGUAUACGCGCAUUUCGUCGUAACGUUGAAAAAAAACGUCUCGAACGUGCACUACGUGGACCAAUUUUAGAACGUGCAACAAUCGAUGAGUUAUUACUUGAUCCUGAUUCUUCACCAUCAAUGACACUAACGCCUCCAAUAUUGUCAACUAAUAAUCAUCCAUUUAUUUGUUUUGAUGAAAAUCCACAGCAGACCAUGAAAAUGAUCGAUGAAAAUCAACAGCAACAACAACAACAACCAAACGAUAAUAAUCAAAAUCAAAAUCGAACAUCAUCGAUAUGUUCAUCUAUUAUAUCGUCUACAUCAUCAUUUACGUUUAGAACGCGUUCGUUAGAUAAUAAAAAGGAUCCGCUAUGA
Messenger RNA from Didymodactylos carnosus, 5736 nucleotides. The record is from the annotation of a GenBank genome assembly. NCBI's taxonomy places the organism in Eukaryota, Metazoa, Rotifera, Eurotatoria, Philodinida, Philodinidae.